UGGAGGCUCAGUGUACCUUAGCAACCAUGGAGGACGAACUUUCCCCGACAGAAGAAAAAGACAUGGAUGUCGGCGAAGAGCAAAAAUUCCUCUAUAACCGGAUCGAAGAACUUAAGAGUCUUAAUGCAGCCCUCCUGGCAGAGAAUGACAUGUUUGAACGGUUCAUCAGCCGUCUAGACCCACAAGACCUAGUAUCUCAGGCUGUUGCAGAGGAUCCAGGGGCAGCAGGAGCAUCCCAGCCAGAGGUUGGAGGUCGUGGAUGGAGGCGGAAGUCUCGGGCCAGCAUAGUAGAUCGCAUCCAGCAGCUAACCCUGGAACAAAAACUUUAUCUGGCACAAAACGAAGUGACGGAGACACAACAAGACCAGGAGAAACUCAGACGGAAAUAUGAAAAAAUCCAGGAUAACUACAUGACAUCUCUGGAAGAAGCAGAAUUGCGCCUUGGAGAGAUUAAGAAAGCCAUGAAUGAGCUUGAACGCAGACUGCUCAAACCUCUGAAGGACAACAGAUUAGAAAUAAAUGACCCUGAGAAAAUGCUGCAGUUUAUCAAAGACAAGUCAAAGAUCAACCAGUUGGAGAAGUAUAGUCUGAAGAACCAGGCACUGAAAGCCCAUGAGAAGAAGCUCCAGCAGCAGCUCCAAAAAAGACGAGAAAUGGGAAAAGCCGAGUAUGAGGAAAUCCUCCAGGAGUUCAGUGAGCCUAGAAUUGAUAAAAAUCUGGAUGAACUUCAAAUCAUCAGUUCAAAAGUACAACGUGUGCUCAGUUCACAUAAGGAAAUGCUGCAGAAGGUGACAUGUGAGUCAUCAGAGCUGAGCAGUGACAUCAUCAAAAAGAAACAGAUACUGGCAAAAACUGAAGAGGCAAUACAACGUGCUGAGGAGGAACGUUUAAAAGCACAGCUCUUCAACCAACAUCUGCACCGCCAGAUGACAGAUUAUCAGGCUCCUAGUGUCACUGAAUACAUGUAUGUCAAGGACAAACACAAGAAACUGAAGCACAGUGUUCACACUUGGGAGAGGAAAGUUGGAAUUGCUGAGAUGGCCUUGAAGACCCACAGUAAAGCCUGGAACAAUCAGAGAAGCACUCUCACUCCUAUGAACAGUGCUGAGGCUGGAACGAGAUUUAGGGGACACCAAAUCUCAGUAAAGCUCCCUUAUAUCGCAGAAGAUUGCAUGUAGAGGAGGAAAGGAGAACACUACCAAAAUGAGUGAAGAAAACAUUUAAGAGUCUGAAAAUAAAGAAUGAAAGAAAACUUUGAUUCCCAAAUGCUGAUUCACAAUAUUGGAUCUUAUGUUGAUGUUUACAAUGAUUUGACUAUUAGUUAGCGUGAUAGAAAAUAAAAA
Sphaeramia orbicularis (orbiculate cardinalfish) is the source of this 1343-nucleotide messenger RNA. RefSeq names its product cilia and flagella associated protein 263 (gene cfap263). The record is from RefSeq and is a predicted model, not a curated record. The coding region runs from base 27 to 1178 and encodes 383 amino acids. NCBI's taxonomy places the organism in Eukaryota, Metazoa, Chordata, Actinopteri, Kurtiformes, Apogonidae. Gene Ontology annotation, biological process: cilium assembly. The transcript is spliced from 9 exons. Gene Ontology annotation, cellular component: axoneme; ciliary basal body.